UUUACGAAAAUAAAAAUUUAUUAAGCGAAUGUAUUGGUAAAACAAAAAGGUUAUCUAACAAGAAAAAAAAAGAGAAAGAAGGCGAGUAGAGGAUCAAGCUCAUCCAUGGAGUCCUUUUUCUCAACUUUCAAGUUUCUCAUCUUUCAAAUUAAUAGAAAACCCAAAACAUAGGAUGGCCUUGUCCUGUUUUUAUGUCCUGUGCCAAGUUCUGACUUGGAUUGAUUAGAGGAGACACUCGUACCUAAAGAUUUCGCGGCCUUCUUCCUCAUUUCUCCCGUCGGUGACAGCCUAAGAUUAUAGACAGAAUCACACCCACAAAACAGUGUGUUUCACUCAUGGGUGCCUCAGAGUCGAUUCUUUCAAACUCACAGAGGCCAAUCGACGAAAUCACAACUGUAUCGGAGCGAUCAGAAAUCGCUGAUCCCAUCUUACAGCGGCUCAAAUCGCUCAAAAUUUCGACGCCGAUUUUGACUGCUCCUCCGAUUGAGAGUAGCUUGACUGACAUUCUAGUGAGGAAGCCUUCAUCUUCAUCAGCUCCAAGUACUGUUGAUCCAAAGGUGCUACUAGAACUCUUCUCAAUGUACCGUGACUAUCAUGAGCAGAAGGCCCAGGAAAUUAGCAAAAAUCAGGAAGAGAUAGAGAACAAGAUUGAAGUUGCAGAUGCCUUGGCUUUUAAACUUCUGCAACGUCUUAAUUAUUCAGUGUCAGCAAUGAAGACUACUACACAAAAUUUAUCUGAAGUUCAUUCACUGCAGGUGGAGAUUGGGGAGCUUAAAGGAAGGUUGACAGAAGUUAUUAGUAACUGUGACUCCUUAUGCAGAAGAAUUGCAGCAGAAGGACCAGAAUCUCUUAGGUUAUCUGUAAAGCCAUUUGCAGUCCCAGUUGCUGCUAAAGAAGAUAGUUCUGGCCCAUCGUCGUCUAUGCAAAGUGUCGUUCGAAGAAAUCCACCUACAGAACAAACAAUGUCUUGGAAUGAAAGAGAGGAAUGCUUAUGGUGAAAUAUUUUCA
Messenger RNA from Humulus lupulus (European hop), 1008 nucleotides. RefSeq lists its product as uncharacterized. Lineage: Eukaryota; Viridiplantae; Streptophyta; Magnoliopsida; Rosales; Cannabaceae. Bases 336 to 998 code for a protein of 220 amino acids. The record is from RefSeq and is a predicted model, not a curated record. The transcript has 8 exons.